This is a messenger RNA of Thalassophryne amazonica, 2446 nucleotides long. RefSeq names its product X-prolyl aminopeptidase (aminopeptidase P) 2, membrane-bound (gene xpnpep2). Lineage: Eukaryota; Metazoa; Chordata; Actinopteri; Batrachoidiformes; Batrachoididae. Gene Ontology annotation, molecular function: metalloaminopeptidase activity. The transcript has 21 exons. Bases 75 to 2111 code for a protein of 678 amino acids. The record is from RefSeq and is a predicted model, not a curated record.
AGAGUCCCACGUGCACGAGCACACACUGAAUUGCUUUCUGUGAAGCCAUUCACUGUGGAUCUGCUUGUGGAGAGAUGCAGUCCUCUGGUUGGAUCUUUGCUCUGUCUCUAGCAGCAGUGCUGGCAGGAAACACUGCUGCUGCUGCUGCUGCUGCACAUGAGACAACAGAGAGGAACUGCUCUGCUCACCCACCGUUCCUCCCCAGCACAACCGUAAAUACGACUCUCCAGCUGCAGGAGCUGCGAAGAAGCAUGAACCUGCAGAACAUCUCCGCCUACAUUAUUCCCAGCAGUGAUGCACAUCUGAGCGAGUAUAUCGCGCCACGUGAUGCCAGGAUGGCCUUCAUGACUGGCUUCACGGGUUCUGCAGGCACUGCUGUCGUUACGCAGACCAAAGCUGCACUCUGGACAGACAGCCGCUACUGGGUUCAAGCUGAGAGACAGAUGGACUGCAACUGGGAGCUGGAAAAAGACGUGUCCAUUAGUAGCGUGGCAGACUGGCUGAUCGCUGAAUUCCCACAGGGAGGUCAAAUCGGCUUUGACCCCUUCCUCUUCUCCAUCAAAAGAAAGGAGGACUACAGCAUCAAUCUGGCAUCGAGCACUCUCGUCCUCAAGUCCAUCACAACUAACCUGGUGGACCAAGUGUGGAAGGAAAGACCUGCUGUCCCAAAUGAUAACGUCACCCGGCUUCCAGAUCGCAUCAUACAGAGGUCCUGGCAGAUGAACGUUGAGCACAUUCGGAAUCAGAUGAAGGCGAAUCCUUACCGGCCUACAGCUCUUCUGCUGUCAGCGCUCGAUGAAACCGCCUGGUUGUUUAAUCUGCGGGGCAAUGACAUUCCAUAUAAUCCCUUCUUCUACUCCUACACGCUACUGACAUUGGAUGAGAUAUGGCUUUACUUACACACAAACAGAGUGACUGAGGAUUUGAAGACAUACCUGAAUGUCUCCUGCAAUGAAACCCUCUGCGUUCAGCUGAAAAACUAUGACCGUGUCCUCAAUGACCUCAGAGUGUACGUGGCCAAACCUGAAGUGAAAGUGUGGAUUGGCACAGAAUACACAAGCUAUGCAUUGUACGAGAUCAUUGAAGAGCAGGGCAAACUUGUAACAAGCUCCUACUCUCCUGUGCUGACGACUAAAGCUGUGAAAGAUGAAACUGAGCAGCAAAACUUGAGAGAUGCUCAUGUGAGGGAUGCAGUUGCAGUUAUCCAGCUGCUGAUGUGGUUGGAGAAGGUCGUGCCUGAAGGGAAGCAGACUGAGCUGACUGCUGCAGAUUAUGUCAAUAAGUGUCGCAGCAAACAGAAAGACAGCAGAGGCCCAAGCUUUGCAACCAUCUCCGCAAGUGGACCCAAUGCUGCUCUUUCACAUUACAGCCCGACAGCAGAAACCAGCAGGAGGUUGACAGUUGAUGAGAUGUAUUUGGUGGACUCGGGUGGCCAGUAUCUAGACGGCACCACUGACAUCACUCGAACAGUUCACUGGGGAGAUCCCACAGCCAUGCAAAGGGAGGCCUUCACUCGAGUGCUGAUGGGAAACAUUGAUAUUUCUCGAACCGUAUUUCCAUCAGACACCAGAGGUAUAAAUAUGGAGAUGUUGGGUCGCCGAGCAUUGUGGGAGCUCGGCCUGAACUAUGGUCACGGCACAGGUCAUGGGAUCGGAAACUACUUUGGAGUUCAUGAAUGGCCAGUUGGCUUUCAGAGCAAUAACAUUCCUUUCAGAGCAGGAAUGUUCACCUCUAUAGAACCUGGAUAUUAUAAGGAGAAUGACUUUGGGAUUCGGAUUGAAGAUAUAGCUGUGACUGUUCCUGCCAAAACAAAGUACGGCCAUAACUAUCUGACCUUUGAAACGGUCUCCCUGGUUCCAUACGACAGAAAGCUCAUUGACGUUUCACUCCUGAACACAGAACAGCUGCUUUGGCUGAAUAAAUACUAUGAGACCAUCCGAAUGCUGGUGGGUCCAGAGUUGGAUAAACAGGGACACCAUGAAGAGAAGACCUGGAUGCUCAAACAUACAGAACCCUUCCUUAUUUCUACAUCAUCUGCAGCAGCAUUUGUGCGUUCAUCCUCGCUGACCAUCAUCGCUGUGACCAUCGUUCAACUCCUCAACAUCUUCUGAGGAGCUCCGCCCACUUUUCUCCAUCUCUUUUGAACUCGGUCCAUUUGCAGCAGACACACUAGUGUUGAUCCUAUGCAGUCGCUACUGACAACGUGCAGCUACUGUAUGCCAGGUUGAGAGAUUCACUGCCAGUUAGCUCUUCUUUUAAUUUAAUGGAUGCAUUUUUUAAAGGGGUCAUAUUAUAAACUUUUUCAGCACGCUAAUACAGGUCAGGCAAACUAUCCCUUAGAGAAUUUCUGAGGUCCAAAACUUUUGAUCAGAGCUGAAAUGGAUCUCUAGAGGAGAGAUUGAUUUCUGAUAAUAUAGACCCAGUCUGAGGUUAUUAGGAUCCAGAA